This is a messenger RNA of Nothobranchius furzeri (turquoise killifish), 9544 nucleotides long. RefSeq names its product bromodomain adjacent to zinc finger domain, 2A (gene baz2a). NCBI's taxonomy places the organism in Eukaryota, Metazoa, Chordata, Actinopteri, Cyprinodontiformes, Nothobranchiidae. Gene Ontology annotation, cellular component: rDNA heterochromatin. The record is from RefSeq and is a predicted model, not a curated record. Gene Ontology annotation, molecular function: DNA binding; protein binding.
CGGAUGUGUGCGGGGUUGCUGUUUACUCAUUGACGCUUCUCCAGGCAGCUCGCUCCGUUUUGUGAUCAUGGCUGCACCGGACCUCACCAGCCAUGUUUGCUAAUUUAAAACCCAAAGGUUAGGGGAAUAGUUGUUUAUUAUUUAUCGCUGUGUCAUCUUCACCCGCAUAUCCGUUAAGACGAAGGUUUAGAGUCAUCCGCGCCUUCGGAACCCACGGACUUAAAAGAUGGAUUCAAAUAAUCAUUUCAACUAUGGCAACCACCCCUCACCAAACUCAGGACUGAAACUCUCCUCAGGGGAAUCUCUUUACACAAACGGGUCCUCCGUGAGUUUCCCUCAGCAGAAGAAUCUGAAUGGCGAAAUGAAUGUGAAUGGCAUCACUACUGUACUUGGGUCGAGCGUGCCUGCUUCCCACCCACCAUCGGCUCCAUACCCACACGUGAGCAGCCGCCAACAGAGCAGUGUGGGAUACGACUACUUGUGGGGAGGGCACCCUCAGUACGGUCCCAGCGUGGGCCCGUCCCCAGGGCACGGGAUGCAUCAGAAACAGACCACACCUGCGAUGGCACAGCCACAGUCACACCACUUCCAAGGUCAAGGACAGUACCAGCUGAACGGGGUCAUUGAAAGCCCCCAUCAGCCCCCCGUUGCAGGCCCAGCCAACGUUCCUCUAACAGGGAGCCAGUACUGGAACAAGGGUAACUCUGGUCUGCAGCAGGUGAGCUAUGAUUCACGUGGCAUGUUCGGGCCCUACCAGAGUCAAACGCUUCCCGGCAUCACACCAUCGCAGCAUCAGCAGCAGCAGUCCCUCCAACAAGCUGCUCAUCAGCCGUCACAGCAGCACCUCCACUCCCACCGUCAACAUCACCACCAGCAGCUGCAGCAGUACAGCCUGAUGCCAAAUGGGAUGCCCUUCUAUCAGCAUCAGCACCCAUCUCCCCAGCAUCAGCAGCAGCAGCCUCAGGGUCACGCUCAGAUGAUGCCGCCCACUGCCCAGAAUGCGACUCCUCCACACAGUAGCCCACAGCACCACGGCAUAGGCAGAGGAAGCUCCAGCAGUCCUCUGCCCGUGGGGGCGUCACCAACACCUAUUAAAUCCCCCUCCCUGCAGGAGACUGGAUCGCCCAAAAGUCACAGCAGGGAACGGAGUCCCCAUCCCACCAGUGUGGGCCUCUCUUCUCCAGUACAUGGGCAUUCGAGGGAAUCCGUCCAGGAGAUUGACCUGAGCUACAACAGCAGUGAAAGGGCACCUGUUGCACAGAGGUCCCCAAAAGCUGAACGUUACCAACCCAAACCUUCGUCUGCUCAUGUGAGUCCUCAGAGGGAUUUUUGUUAUUACUCCGAUCAGCCUGGAGCGACCUCCCCAGCCAGAGAUCCAGUCGUCCUCUCACAUUCCCAGUGUGUGUCAUCACCACGCUCUGCAUCAGGGUCCUCGGCGUUUCAAACAAAAGCCUCGUCACCACCAGAGGUCUCCGUUUUCUCUGGAUCGCCAACAUCUUCUCCUGGACCUCAAAAGCUUUCGCUGUUUGACGUUGAGUCCUCUCCUCCACAAAUGACAACACCUCCUAAAAAGUCCAUGGCUCCAUCUGUCGUCACUUCUUCCAGACUUUCUUCUCCUCCGUCAGCAGUUCAAUGCCGCAGGCCCUCUACCUCGUUUGCAUCUGCAGGCUUCAAGCAUGCACCAGAAGAUGCCUCUUCCUCUCUUCUUGCGUCAUCUUCAAAGCUGUCCACACCUCCCACUUUGACUGAAAGCAUAUCUAGAAUCACAAAAGAUUUCUUGGAUCCUCCAGUUUUACCUCCGUCAGAGUCUUUAGUUCAUCCAGCAAAGCCAGCACUGGCCCUUACAGAUCCUGGACCUUCUACAACCGUUUGCCCUCCUGCCUUAGUCUCCAUCCCUUCUUAUUCUGCUCCCAAAACAACUCUGAAGACACAGGUGGCUCAUGGGUCCAAGUUGCCUCUGACACCCGGCUUUACUGACGCACCUGAAGGUCACUAUGAAAAACCAGCUCCUCCGAGGUCAAUGCCAGUAAAGACCAGUAAAAGCUCCACAUCUCCUGGUGCGACUCACUCUCAGGUGUCAACAUCUGGACCAACCUCAACAUUACCUAGUCUUUGUUUAUCAGCAUCUGCACCUUCAUCUCAGACUCCUUCAGUCGUCAGUGGAGUUUGUGAGCCUUCACCAAUGCUCCGGUGUCAGACGUACACUCCUCUUGCUGCAGCAUCAGCACCUCCAGGGUUGGUAAGCCCCGCCCCUCGUUUGACCCAGCACAGCCUCACAGUCCGACCUCUGCUUAUGCCGCCUCCUGGAACCACUCAAGCCACCAAGACUGCACCCAUUUCCUCCCCUCCUGCCUUGGUGCCGGCACCGCGAGUAAUUGUUGCAUCUUCUAGAGCUGUCCAAGACUUCAAGCAGCCUCCACCGGUCCCCGCCACUCCUCCUGCUCAGGUGCAGUCAGAGCAUCGUGUUGUCCGUGAGGACAGCAAAGCUGUGGCUCAGCUUGAUUCAAGCACAGGAAGAGCAUCCCAGGUGGAACUCUCUGAGACCAAGAAAACAGAAACCCACUCACGCAAAUCCCUCAUUGCUCUCCCUGAAAAUUACUCACAAACCUUCGACCCAAACAUCCAGAAACCCGAUUCUGAGAAGCAACUCAUGAAGAUCUGUGUCGUCUCAGAGGCCGAAGACUUCGCAGAGUCCGCUGCCGUCAGAAAGUCCCCACAACCUAAAAGCACAAGGCCACAUUUGAGCGAUGAACAAAGCUUUGAUACGUCUUCUCACACUGUCUCUUAUUUUGGUGAUGACUCGGCAUGCAGCACCCCCUCUAGACUCCACGUCAGCUCGGUCACGGGUGGGGACGGCUCAUUCCUACGCGACUCCACUCAGUUUUACAGCUCAUCCUGCAACAGCUCGUUCCCUGUGGAGGACUCCAGAGAGGACACGGUGGACUUGACCAGGGAAGGAGAACCGUCUGAGGCGGACACGACCCAAAACGCAGAUCGGCAGGAGAACGGCUCUCAGGUCCAGGAGCCUUCCGUCGACCCUAGUGAUGUGUCCAACUCACACUCGUUUGUGUCAUCUCAUCCAGUUCAUCAAGGUUCUGAAGCAGAGUGGGAGCCCAGAGGGUACGAUGCUCCAGACUCCGCUAGACACUUCGUUAUUAAGCCCCCUGCUAAUGACGCAACACCUCCGAGUUUCAGGAUCAAACACCAGAACUUCAUGGCCUUCAGUACCCCAGCUGAAGACCACAGUGUGCACCCACUCCAACCGGUUACCGACCAGACGCCAGGGAAACCACGCAGACCUCGAGCUCCAAAGAUCGUUCUGAUUAAAACUACAGCUUCAGAGGAGGGCCACCGGAGGUCUCGAGGUCAAAGGCCAAAAGUGGUGAAGAUAAAGCUGGGCGAAGAGGGAGGGGCUAAAGAGGAAGGAGCAAGGGGCAGAAAGAGGAAGAAGUCGUUCAAGGUUGAGGAUCAAGAAACAUCUGGACUGUCAGAAGGGACUUCUCUGAUGCAGGAGGUUGAUCCGAUAACGGCAGCGAUCGAAGCUGUGCUGGCCAACGCUUCCACCAUCAGCACGGCUGGUGGGAAACCCAAGAAGAUGAAAAGGGUGAAAAAACAAGUCCACGAGGGAAACGAGAGCACGCAGAAACAAGACGCUGAAACCACCGCGGAUGAUGUGGACGACAACGAUGAGGACAGCUCCACUGCAGGAGAAUCAAACAGAAGAAGGGUUGCAACCGAAGAGCAGGUCCAGUUCCCUCUGAUGCACGGCUGGAGGAGGGAGAUUCGUGUGAAGAAAACCGAGAACCGCAUGAAGGGGGAAACCUGGUACUACACUCCAUGUGGGAGGAGGAUGAAGCAGUUUCCUGAAAUCAUCAAGUACCUGAAGAAACACUCGGACAGCGUGGUCACCAGAGAACACUUCAGCUUCAGUCCACGGAUGCCUGUUGGAGACUUCUACGAAGAAAGAGAAACACCAGAGGGUAUGAAGUGGUUUCUUCUGGCUAACGAGGAAGUCCCCUCCAUGAUCAUGGCCAUCACUGGUCGGCGAGGUCGACCUCCGAACCCCGAUAAAGAAAAGCCCUGCAGGGUUCGAGGCCAGAGGAGGGGCCAGACCCGCCGCCCUGGUAGACCUCCUAAGUUUGAGAUGGUUGAUCUCCUCAGCAAAGUUGAUGCUAAGCUGCUGAAGCGCCUCCAGACUAAGGAAACUCUUACGGAGGAGGAAAAGGAGAAACUGUCAAAAAUCAAAAAGAAAAUGAAAAGAAAGGCAAGGAUGAAGAGAAGGGAGGAUUUAAAGAUUAAGAAGAUGAAUGAGGAGAAAAAGAAAGCGAAGCUCGUAGAAGAUGUGAAACUCCUGGAGGUGAAGGCGGAGUCAACAGACCCCGCAGCCCCACAGCUCACAGAUUCAGAUUUCAUUGCCGAGCCGAAAAAGCCUGGCCGCAGGAGGUCGCUGAAGGGUGAAGCCACCUCGCCCGUCCAGCAGACUGCAGCAGAGACGGUGCCCCAGGGUGUCCGGGUGGCAAGUGCUCGUAGUAAAGCCAAGGCCCUGGCUAGGGCGCAGGCAGAGGCGGAGGCGGCGGCUCAGGCCGCUCUGGCAGCCAAGAGGGCAGCAGAGCGGAGGGCACUGGCCCAGAAGCGCCUGGAGGAGAGGAAGAGGCAGCAGCUGAUUGCAGAGGAGCUGAAGAAGCCCACAGAGGACAUGUGUCUCACAGACCACAAACUGCUGCCGGAGCUGUCUCGGAUUCCAGGGCUGGUUCUUUCUGGAACCGCGUUUGCCCACUGCCUGGCCGUGGUCGAGUUCCUACAUGGGUACGGGAAGGUGAUCGGUCUGGAUGUACCCAAGGAUAUCCCCAGCCUCGCCACCCUGCAGGAAGGCCUGCUGGGCCUGGGAGACAGCCAAGGAAAGGUCCAGGACCUCCUCAUCAAACUGGUGGAGGCUGCACUGCACGAUCCAGGCCUUCCAUCUUAUUAUCAGUCGGUGAAGAUUCUUGGAGAGAAGCUGGUGGACUUGGGGCUGACCCGCAGCACGGUCUCAGAGGCACUGCGCAUCUAUUUGGAGUCUCAUGGUUAUGAGACGGAGGUCUGUAACUCUCUGAGGACCAAAACCUUUCAUGCGCUGCCUCCUGACACCAAGGCAGCCAUCUUGGGUUUCCUGGCGGAGGAGCUAAACAGCAGCAACAUCGUGACCAGUGACAUUGACAACACGCUGGAAAACAUGACAACCUACAGGAAGAACAAGUGGAUCAUUGAGGGAAAACUGCGCAAACUGAAGGUGGCGCUAGCUCGUCGGACAGGACGCUCCGAAGAGGAGUUGUGUUUCGAGGAGAGGAGGCGCAGUGCCAGAGUAGCCGAGGAGGAGAACCUCAGUCUGGAGGAGGGGGGUCUGACUCUGGAGAGAGGGAGUCGGCGCGCCCGCAAAGAGGAACCCAAACUUAGCGAUAAUGAGAGUCCGGCCAACGCGAGCAUUCCAGAGCUGGAAAGGCAGAUCGAUAAGCUAACUAAGCGCCAAGCGUUUUUCCGUAAGAAGCUGCUACAGUCGUCUCAUUCCAUGCGCUCCAUAAUGCUUGGUCAGGACCGUUACCGCCGCAGAUACCUGGCUCUGCCUCACCUCGGAGGCAUUCUGGUUGAGGGACCAGAAGAGCUGCUCACGUCAGGGGACGUCCUUGUCGCUGAGGUGCCCGUCGCCUUCCUCAAAAAGGAGCCCAAAGUUGAGGAGACUCCCACGCCAACCACUCCUCCUCCUCCUCCUCCUCCCCCCUCCGAGUCUUCUGCCACUCCAGGCCCAGCCCAGUUCUCCCUCCCAGAGGAGGACCCCCUUCCUGGCACCGCGUCCCUCAUGAGCACACAGCGAGGCCGCGGGCGCCCUCGGAAGAUCAAACCUGAAGUUGAGCUUCACCUCCGCACUGCGAAGAUUCGCCGCCGCCGCAGAAGUAGCAUCAGGUCUGUAGGAGAGGAAGGGCCAGGGUCGCCAAACGGCUGCUUGUUGGACCUCACGCAAGCAGCUUUCAAGAGCUGGCUCAGCCAAUCGCAGGAGGCAGUGACCAACGGCACAUGCUCCGCAGAAGCGGACGGUCCGACGGAGAAUCUUCCGGAGGAAACCGUCAAAGAGAAGGCCGAGAAACAAGGACAGUGGUUCAACCUGCUCCCCAAACAGCCGUGUGAUGAAAACUCUUUGAGCGAGCCCCAGGCCGCCUCCACGCCCAGCUCUCCCCCUAAACUCCUGCCUCAGACACCGAGUGCUCUGCCAGCACUUGCUGCUCCUCUGACGCAGCCGGAGCCUCUCUUGCCGAGCCUGGACCCAGCUGACGCGGCACCACCUGACAUCACCCACACAGGUGCAGCGUUCGACUAUGCUCCUCCACCAGCUCCUGUAGCCCCUCCCCCUGCCGCUCCGACCACACCCGCCAGGCCCACACGCAGGCGACGGAGAGGCAGCAGAGGGAGCAGCCCGGCUCGGAGAGGAGCCCGAGGAACCGCAGCCAAACGCAGAGGCCGUCCAGCCAACUCUGCCUUCCAGGAACUGGAGCAGCAGUUCUUCACGCAGCUGGUGGUCAAACCCAUUCCUGCAUCAAUGACCCGAGGCUGGUGGUGGAUCAAGGACCCAGAGGAGCUGUACAGCACUUUACAGUCCCUCCACCCCAGAGGCGUCCGAGAGAAGGUGCUCCAUAAACAUUUAGCCAAACACAUGGAGAGCUUAGCUGAGAUCUGCACCAAACCCAUCAGUGAUCCGCUGUUUGAGGUGAAGCCAGAGAAGAAAGAAGUGCUGCUGGAGGCCCUGCAGCAGCCCUGGCAGGUGCAGGAGAAGGCAGUGGAGAUGGAUGUCAGCGCCCUCCAGUGGGUGGAGGAUCUGGAGCAGCGGGUCGUUGCUGCUGAUUUACAUCUAAAGGCGCCUCCUCAGGGAGCCAUAAACGAGACUGACACCAACACAGAAACACCAAUGGCUGAAUUUCAGCCCUACACAAUCCCAGACCCAGACUCCACCCGUGAUGACCUUCAGUACUACGAACACGACGUUGACCCGCGGGACGACUGGAUCGUUCGAACCAAGAAGGAAUGGUCCGGGUUGCCACGGAUCGCCACGCACCCUCUGGACCUGGCCGUGCUGCGGCUAGCCAACCUGGAGAGGAACAUUGAGAGGCGCUACCUGAAGGAGCCUCUCUGGAACCCGGCAGAAGUGAUGCGCCUCGCUCCCCUCACCCCAACACCUGGAGAGGAGCAUCCAAUGGAUGUCAUCAGUCUGGAGAGUGAAAUCACCUCUCGGCUACGAACGUGGCGUCAGGCUUUGGAUCGCUGCCGAAGUGCUCCGCAGAUUUGUCUUUGUUUACUCCAGCUGGAAAAGGCCAUUGCUUGGGAGAGAUCUGUUACUAAAGUGACUUGCCAGGUUUGCAGAAAGGGCGAUGACGACGAGCACCUGCUGCUGUGUGACAGCUGCGAUCGGGGUUGCCACAUGUACUGCCUGAAGCCAAAGAUCACCCAGGUGCCAGAGGGAGACUGGUUCUGUCCAGCCUGUGUUGCUAAGGAUGAAGGAGAUUUGCAGCGCUCGUGCAAAAAGCGCAGCAGAACGAAGAAAAGAAGGUAUGAAGAUGACAGCUCUGAGGAUGAGGCGACGCGGCGACGCAGUGGUGGCAUGGCAACACGACACAAGGAGACCGCCACGCCUCCGUCAUCCUCCCGUUCCUCUGGAGAAGGAGGCGGCACGAAACGGCGCCGCAUGACGACACGCAACCAACCAGACCUCACCUUCUGCGAGAUCAUUCUGAUGGAGAUGGAGGCUCACGCAGACGCCUGGCCGUUCCUGGAGCCCGUCAACCCUCGACUGGUGCCGGGCUACCGCCGCAUCAUCAAGAACCCCAUGGACUUCCUCACCAUGAGAGAGAAGCUGCUACAGGGAGUCUACUGCAGCUGUGACGAGUUCUCUGCCGACGCCCAGCUGGUCUUCAACAACUGUGAGCUGUUCAACGAGGACACGUCGGAGGUGGGGACAGCAGGACACUCCAUGAGACGCUUCUUUGAGAGCCGCUGGGCGGAGUUCUACUCAAACAAGGACAAAUAGACUCUAUCGCCCUGACGGUGGCGCUGUAGGACUGCUGGUGCUGCCGCCGCCUCGCCCCCACAUGCCUGGAGGCGGUGUGAUCUCAUGUAUAGGUAUAUAUGUAUAGAUUGCUGGCUCUUGUCUGUUAUUGUUUCCUCUACAGGUUGAAUCUUUUUUCUAAAGGGCCACCGCUCCGUGGCUCAUACUCUCGCUCAUUCCCCACUCACACACUGAGAACAUGUCCAUCGUCACCUUCAAACCUCGUGUCUCCUCAGCGUUAAUACGCACCUGAUUUCCUGUUUGCAUCCUGCUGUCACGUCAUAGCGAGGCUUUUGGUCAGGCCCCGUUGCCGGGCCGACGGUGUGGCCCCAGGGUCGGGGGUACCUUCCCUCUCACUCUGAAGAUCAGGUACCGAUCACAUCACUGCAGCCGGGACCUGCUCAGCACCACCAAACGGACCCAAACUCAACAAACUACUCAUUUCUUAUCCGUUCACUGGAGAUGUAAUGUAACGUGGUCUUAUGCCUAGAAGUAAUUUUUUGACUCAGUAUAUUUUUAUUAAAUAUUCUAUAUAAAUCUAUAUAAAGACUACAAUAGCUGGGAUUAUUUAAUAGCAAUAGCUUGUAGUGAAUGUGUACAGAUGACCUAGAGGUGUGUUAGACAUUUUACGAAAAGGCCAGUCAAACCUAAAGGAUCCUGUUGUCAGACAAGUAGUAUAACCUCCACUUAAACUCCUGCAUGCUGACACCGUUUACACCAGAGCACACACACACACACACACACACACGCGCGUUUCUACCUUCUGCUGCUGUGUGAAGGACACCGGUUUCAGAAGCUGAAGGGUUUUAGUUGGUAAACUCGUAGAUUUCACUGUCCCGCCUGUGAAUGAGAACCAAAACGGCUCCUCUGUAAAUACUCUGAUUGGAUGAAUACACUGCAGGUCUUCUGAACGCGUGUCAGACAUGACGGUGUGCUGCUCCCAGGCUGCAUUCAAACAAGGGAUUAAAUGAAAGCUGUAUUUAAUGGUCGCCUGACCUGAUGGAAGCCUCUACGGUAGACUAAAAUCCUCUCGCUUUUGGACUCUUGUUGCAGAAGAGCUGAUGAUGAAGUACCGGGCACAUUUCUGCCUCGUUUCCUGUCUUACAUUCCUUCUGAUUGAUUUCUGUGCUGUUGAAAGGGCCAACGUGUGAUGCUGCGCGACACGGUCGGUGUGCUCUGAAGGUGACAGGACAAGCUCCACAGUCUGGCUUUUAUUUAAACUUCUUACACUGAGCAUGUUUCUUUUUUUUUCCCAGAAAAAGAAAGAAAAUAAGACAUGACAACCAAAUGUGGUGUUAAGUGAAUUUUUAAUAAUGUACAGUUUUUGUGACUUUAAAUUUGAUCCUUUAUAUUUUUAGGACCAGUUCAUCAUUUUUAAGAGGAGGUAUUACAAGACUCUGUUGUAUUCAGGUGAUGUAACACGUGUGCAUCUGUAGAAUGUACUGUGAGUUGAAUAAAAACACAUCUUGUAGAGAG